This is a messenger RNA of Leptinotarsa decemlineata (Colorado potato beetle), 142 nucleotides long. RefSeq lists its product as uncharacterized. The record is from RefSeq and is a predicted model, not a curated record. Lineage: Eukaryota; Metazoa; Arthropoda; Insecta; Coleoptera; Chrysomelidae.
GUGGUUGGUGAUAAAUAAAAAACUUUAUGGAAAACAGAAUGGAAAGAAGUAUCGCAAAACCAUUAAUAGAUAUAUCAAUAAAGGAUGGGGUUCAAUAUAUAACUUUUAUAAGAAGAGAGAACGUGAUAGGAGACUGAGGUAA